Vavraia culicis subsp. floridensis is the source of this 588-nucleotide messenger RNA. Its product is annotated as rdgB/HAM1 family non-canonical purine NTP pyrophosphatase. The record is from RefSeq and is a predicted model, not a curated record. The transcript has a single exon. The coding region runs from base 1 to 555 and encodes 184 amino acids. Gene Ontology annotation, molecular function: nucleoside triphosphate diphosphatase activity. NCBI's taxonomy places the organism in Eukaryota, Fungi, Microsporidia, Pleistophoridae. Gene Ontology annotation, cellular component: cytoplasm. Gene Ontology annotation, biological process: nucleoside triphosphate catabolic process.
AUGAAGUUACAUUAUUUUUCGUCCAAUGCCGAAAAAUAUGAAGAAAUUAGAGAACUUCUUCCGUUCCCACUCCACCACAAAAAGGUAAAAUUUACCAAAGAACAAAGUUCCUUGAAGGACAUUGUGCUUAGGAAAUUAAAACAGCUGAAAAACUUAUAUCCAGAUGACAUCAUACUUGUUGAUAGUUUUGGUCUGGAACUUGAGGGUCUUCAUGGACUGCCGGGUCCUUAUGUUGAAGCCUUCCUUAAUAUGGGAUACGAAAAUAUUGAAAACAUUGUACAAAAAGUAGGAAGGAAAGCAAGGGCAAAGAAUGUGCUGGGUCUUUCGAUUUUCGAAAGUGUGAUCCUGUUUGAGGGUAUAUGUGACGGACAAAUAGUGGAGGCUCGCGGCACAUAUAGCACGGGGUUUGACCGGAUAUUUAUGGUGGACAGGGACUGUUGCACACUUGCAGAGCAUGUAUUUAAUGAAAAAAAAGUUAUUUCACCGAGAGGUUGUUCUGUAUUCUAUCUUGUAAAAUAUUGUGAAAGGAACCAAAUCAUUCGCCUGUUUAGCUGAGAAUGAAAGAACAUAGAAUAAACCUAAGUUGCU